Molecule: messenger RNA, 1314 nt
Organism: Lithohypha guttulata
Lineage: Eukaryota; Fungi; Ascomycota; Eurotiomycetes; Chaetothyriales; Trichomeriaceae
Exons: 1
Coding region: 1-1314 (437 amino acids)
Biological process (GO): tRNA transcription by RNA polymerase III
Cellular component (GO): RNA polymerase III complex; nucleus
Source: RefSeq, a predicted model, not a curated record
AUGCCACCAGACGAGGACGAUCCAGUCAUAGCCUCGUACGAUGUUUACAUUUCGUCCCCUCCUCUUCCACCAGCGAUAGACAAAACAAACACAGGCGAGCCUCGAGGCCCUGAUGCCAGCUCUUCCGUAAUGCCGCAAAAACAGCCAAAAUACUACGUACUUCAAUAUCCAGCUCAUAGGCCAUCCUCGAAACCAUACAACACGGCCCGUUCGCAACGUCCAAGCUCUUUCCGGAUAAAACCAUCAACGGGUAUCGUCGAAGUCGACGUCCCUAUACUUACCACAGACAACUACAACACUCCCUUGGGCACUUCACUAGGUCGUGCAAUGCACGAUUCACAAGUCGCAAACCCAUACACCGGCCACGGACUUAGCGGUGGUUUUGCGCAAAACGCCUUGAAUGCACCACCUCACGGCACCAAUCUGGACGACGAAGAGUCUCAUCUACGUGACACAGCCCUCCGAACACAAACAUUAGGCGGCAAAAUUUCCACCUCAACAGACCGUGACCCGGUCUACAUGCUCGCCAACCUCAACCGUCAGUCUAACCAGAUACGCCUUCGACACCUAGACGCCGUAGUCCAACUCCGGCCACAACUCCACCACAUCGACGCCCAAGAAGAAGCCAAGCGCCGAAUCGAAAGUGCUUCGAAAACGAAGGCCGAACCGUCACGACAGCAACAACAACAGCAGGAUCCAGACAGUAAGGUAAAGCUAGAAACCAAAGCUAUCGAGAUGAAAAUUAAAGAUACCUCGAGAGAGGAUGCGAAGGAUAGAAAUCUUAAUCUUAAUGCACGAUUGUUACGGGAUAUCCAAAAUGAGAAGUGGAAAAGGUACGAAUGGAUCGAAAAGGAGGACGAAGUAUUCGAGCAGAGUCUAGCAGGGAACACCAAACUCUUCACGAAUGCCGACGGCGCCACUCACACCCAGCUACGCAGCGCACUCGACAACGACGAAUGGCUGAAUCGGAUGAGUAGUCCCGGCAUCGAACUGCGAACACGCCUGAAAGGACGAGAUAGGGAGCGAGCACGACGGAAGCGGCAGGAGCGACUGCGAGCCACAAAGGCCGCAGCUGGUAGUGAUGCCGCGGUCGCAGCUGACGACAGCGAGACUAGUUCCUCCGAUGCUGAGGGAGAUGACGAAAUGAUUCAGGACAGUGCUGAGGGACCAAGUAGUCCCGAAGUGCGGAUCAAGGAGGAGGGUGCGGGCGUGGAAGGUGCAGUUUUGAGUGCGAUGACAGCACCCGCGCCAGCGCCCAAGAAAAGAGGUCGGCCGCCGAAGCACAAGCAGGCUGAGACAAUUAACCUCGACUAG